AUGAGCGAGUCUGACGACGCUGACGUCUGUCGCUGCGUGCUGGCUUUGACUGCUGUCCUGUAUCGACCUGUCACAGUCGCUGAGCUGGUUCUACUCACUGAACAGCUUGCAAACUUUGCUGAUGAGUCUGUGCGGGAGAUCAUCAGUCUCUGCGGAUCGUUCCUGACGCUGCGCGACGACACAGUCUACUUUGUGCAUCAGUCAGCUAAGGACUUCCUCGUCACGAACGCGUCGGACAAGGUCUUUCCAGACGGUAUAGAACAUGUGCAUCAAGACAUUUUUGCGAAGUCACUUGCUGUCCUACACAAGACACUGCGCAGAGAUAUAUACAACCUUCAAGCUCCUGGGUAUCCUAUACAAGAUAUCAAGCCGCCUGUUCCUAAUCCUCUAGAUCCGUUGUUCUACUCAUGUGUGUACUGGGUUGACCACUUCUGCGACUCAAAACACAAAACACUAUCACAUAGUGCUACUACUCAAGAAAACACUAAGGCUAUCGAUACAUUUCUUAGGCAGAGAUAUCUCUACUGGCUAGAAGCGCUCAGCUUAUACAGAAGCAUGGCCAAAGGGGUAGUGUCGAUGACAAGGCUAUGGGAUCUAGUCCAGGUAUGGCUAAUACGACUACAUCUAUAUACGACCUUCACGGUGUAG
Molecule: messenger RNA, 648 nt
Organism: Bipolaris maydis ATCC 48331
Lineage: Eukaryota; Fungi; Ascomycota; Dothideomycetes; Pleosporales; Pleosporaceae
Product: HET-domain-containing protein
Source: RefSeq, a predicted model, not a curated record